This is a messenger RNA of Acanthopagrus latus (yellowfin seabream), 2845 nucleotides long. RefSeq names its product ATPase H+ transporting V1 subunit Aa (gene atp6v1aa). Gene Ontology annotation, cellular component: proton-transporting V-type ATPase, V1 domain; lysosomal membrane. NCBI's taxonomy places the organism in Eukaryota, Metazoa, Chordata, Actinopteri, Spariformes, Sparidae. The record is from RefSeq and is a predicted model, not a curated record. Gene Ontology annotation, biological process: ATP metabolic process; proton transmembrane transport. Bases 165 to 2018 code for a protein of 617 amino acids. The transcript has 15 exons. Gene Ontology annotation, molecular function: ATP binding; ATP hydrolysis activity; proton-transporting ATPase activity, rotational mechanism.
GGAGGAAACCGGUUGAGCCACAAUGGAGAUGUUUUCUUCCCGUGACUGUCCGGUGCCUGGCAGGUGAUUAGCACAGGAAGCUCCUCCUCUGGCUGCUACGUUAGAGACAAACCUGGAGAACUGUAUAUUUAGAUAAGGGAUUCUGCAGGACAGAAGCAAUCAAGAUGGAUACCUCAAAACUCCCCAAGAUCCAGGAUGAGGAUCGAGAGAGCCAGUUCGGAUACGUGCAUGGUGUCUCUGGACCAGUGGUGACAGCUACUGCGAUGGCAGGAGCAGCCAUGUAUGAGCUGGUUCGCGUCGGUCACAGUGAGCUGGUGGGAGAAAUCAUUCGUUUAGAGGGAGACAUGGCAACUAUCCAGGUCUAUGAGGAGACGUCUGGAGUGUCCGUCGGUGACCCUGUCCUUCGGACAGGGAAACCCCUCUCUGUUGAGCUGGGACCAGGAAUCAUGGGCUCCAUCUUUGAUGGUAUUCAGCGUCCACUAAAAGACAUCAAUGACCUCACUCAAAGUAUCUACAUCCCAAGAGGAGUAAACAUUGGUGCUCUUAACAGAGACAUCAAAUGGGAGUUCACGCCCAGUCAGAGUCUUCGGGUUGGCAGCCACGUGACAGGCGGCGACAUCUACGGCAUGGUGAAUGAAAACUCUUUAAUAAGGCACAAGCUGAUGCUUCCACCGCGCAACAGAGGCACCGUCACCUACCUCGCCCCGCCUGGAAACUACGACGUCACUGAUGUGGUUCUGGAGCUCGAAUUUGAAGGCGUGAAGGAGAAGUUCACCACGUUGCAGGUGUGGCCAGUGCGACAAAUCCGGCCGGUCACAGAGAAGCUUCCUGCUAAUCAUCCACUGCUGACUGGACAGAGAGUUCUGGACGCACUUUUCCCUUGUGUGCAGGGCGGCACCACUGCUAUACCAGGAGCCUUCGGAUGUGGAAAGACGGUGAUCUCGCAGUCCUUGUCCAAGUACUCCAACAGCGAUGUCAUUAUCUACGUUGGCUGUGGAGAGCGUGGAAAUGAAAUGUCUGAAGUGCUGCGGGAUUUCCCUGAGCUUACCAUGGAGGUUGACGGUAAGGUGGAGAGCAUCAUGAAGAGAACAGCGCUGGUUGCUAACACAUCCAAUAUGCCUGUGGCUGCCAGAGAGGCCUCAAUUUAUACAGGUAUCACACUGUCCGAAUACUUCAGAGACAUGGGCUAUAAUGUGAGCAUGAUGGCCGACUCGACAUCUCGAUGGGCUGAAGCUCUGAGAGAAAUCUCUGGAAGAUUAGCAGAAAUGCCUGCUGACAGUGGGUACCCUGCCUACCUGGGCGCCAGGCUCGCUUCCUUCUACGAGCGCGCAGGUCGCGUGAAGUGCCUGGGAAAUCCUGAGAGAGAGGGCAGCGUCAGCAUUGUGGGAGCUGUGUCACCCCCUGGUGGAGAUUUCUCAGACCCUGUCACUUCAGCCACAUUGGGUAUUGUUCAGGUGUUCUGGGGUUUGGACAAGAAGCUGGCUCAGCGAAAGCACUUCCCCUCUGUAAACUGGCUGAUCAGCUACAGCAAGUACACACGAGCUCUGGAUGAAUAUUACGACAAACAUUUCCCCGAGUUUGUUCCUCUCCGCACAAAAGCCAAGGAGAUUCUCCAGGAGGAGGAGGACCUGGCAGAAAUCGUGCAGCUCGUCGGCAAGGCUUCUCUCGCUGAGACCGACAAGAUCACUCUAGAAGUUGCCAAGCUCAUUAAAGAUGACUUCCUGCAGCAGAAUGGUUACACCCCCUACGACAGGUUCUGUCCUUUCUACAAAACUGUUGGCAUCCUCUCAAACAUGAUCGCUUUUUACGACAUGGCCCGACACGCCGUGGAGACCACGGCGCAGAGCGACAACAAGAUCACCUGGGCCAUGAUCAGGGAGCACAUGGGAGAGACGCUGUACAAAAUCAGCUCCAUGAAGUUCAAGGACCCUGUCAAGGACGGAGAAGCUAAGAUCAAAGCAGAGUUCGCCCAGCUGCUGGAGGACAUGCAGAACUCCUUCCGGACCCUGGAGGAAUGAGCCGUCUCAGCUCCUCGCCCAAACAUCCAAACCCCAGUGCAGUGCAACAUAGUGCAGAUUAAAUGGCCCGUGUUCUGAAUGUCUGCCUCAGUCAUGUGAACUCCUCUUAUCCUUCGAUGUUUACGUCCCCUUGAACAUUCCACGACCUGCACAAAUGUCCAUUUUAAAUUGUUUGAUUUUUCCCUCGUCAGUACUGGAAUCCCCUGAAACACCUGAAGACGUGGUUUGCUCUGCAGACGCGGCAUCUUCACUCAGCCCCUCGCGUAGCACUUAGAGAUCACUACCCCAACAUGUUGUGGUUGCAAUCAGCGGGCCCCGAUCAGGUGCUGCACUUGCACUUAACAAAUAGCUGCGACGAAGAGUGUAAAGUUUUCUUUCCCCCGCCCAGAUGUGACGGUGAUCAAUACAGAUUAUAAAUCAAAUGGGAACAUGCACAUGGGUAAAGGGACAGAUGCACCGAGUCGCUGUUUAUCAGGGGGGUUAAAGGCAUUUUCUUCCACCUCUUACCUCUUCAGUGUGAUCGUGAUGUUGUGGACUAUAUACUUGAUAUUACGUGUAAAAUUGUGAAUGAAUGAUUCUGUUAGAGUCGUGUUGUAACAGAUGUCUCACUAUUAUAUUCAUUGUACGUUACAUGUCUCCUGAAAUAAAUGUAAAGAAAUUAUGAAAGUUAAACAUGUGGACGUCUGACAGCUCUCUCUAAAAUUACUUUCUCCCAGUCGAUGGGAGAUGUAUUUUCCUGUAACUCAUGAGCACACGUUCAGUGAUAGACUUUCACCUCAAGGUGGCGCACACAUGUUGGUUGAAUAAAGCGGGCUGAGGGGAAAAGA